Messenger RNA from Colletotrichum gloeosporioides, 1311 nucleotides. RefSeq lists its product as uncharacterized. Bases 1 to 1311 code for a protein of 436 amino acids. The record is from RefSeq and is a predicted model, not a curated record. Lineage: Eukaryota; Fungi; Ascomycota; Sordariomycetes; Glomerellales; Glomerellaceae. The transcript has 5 exons.
AUGGCUUCCUCCGACCCCGAGUACAUGGCCGAUCCGCCAGACGGUCAAGGUCGAUUCGAUGCCGGGACCAUUACGACGGGCGCGUUGGUCCUGGGCGGCAUUCUGACGUCGAUCUCCGUCAUAUUCGUCGGGCUGCGGAUAUUUACGAGGCUAUCACUGGUCAAGAGAUCGCUCGGCGCCGACGAUUACUUCAUUGCCGUCUCACUUUCGCUAGCUAUUGUAUUCUACGGCUUGUCGAUUGAAUUAUGCGAAUUGGGCGUCGGUGUUCACCUCUGGCAGGUUAGGCAGGCGGAUUACUCGCCUUGGUUUCUACUUUACAGCUUGAUAGCGAUAGCUGUCUACUCGCUCAGCGUCACAACAGCCAAGAUGUCGCUCCUCGUUCUCUACCUUCGUCUCUCACCAGACCGUGUAUUCAGAAUAGUGGUGAUAACCUUCAUCGCUUUCACCACCGCAUACGCCAUAUCUUACCUACUUUUGAUAUUGCUCAGUUGCAGACCGAUCCAGGCAUCUUGGGAUCUCUCUGCCAGACAAGGCGCAAUGUGCAUCAGCAAAGACACGCUGUAUCUGGUCCUCGCCGCGACCAACAUCAUCAUGGACAUUGUCUGCCUCAUUCUUCCCCUCAAGAUCAUCAUCCCUCUCCAGAUGCCAAAGCGCCAAAAGUGGUCCCUCAUCGCGUUGUUCGCAACCGGCGGCUUCGUCUGCCUCUGCGCCAUCCGACGCACAAUCCUCCUCCCGCCCUUAUUCCAAAGCAAGGACUUCACCCGAGACGUCGAGAAGCAGCUCAACUGGGCCUCCGUCGAGGUCAACGCCGGCAUCAUCUGCGCGUCCGUCCCCGCGCUGAAGCCCUUCUUCAUGCGGUACUUGCCCAUGUUCGUGCACUCGCACAUCACCGGCUCGAGCAAGAAGUCGAACGCCAACUACCAGAACUACCAGACGUCGAUGCCCUACUCGACGACGGUGGAGAACAACAGGAAGCGGCGGAACGUACAGUCGGAGGCGUAUGAGCUGCACUCGCACGACGACCUGUCGCUGUCGUCGCACGAGAUGCCGAAGGCCGGGUCGGAUGAGGAUGUUACGAAGCUUUGGUCUGGGAGUGCGUUCCGGAAUGACCGUACGAGCCAGUUGUUGACUACCAUUGAGUCCAAGACGAUGGAUAUGGACGCGAAUAGCGUCGAUAGUGCGGGGGAGAUUGUGCCGGCUGAUGGAAGCAGCGCAGGGCAAGGGUCACAAGGGCCUAGGAGGAUGGCGAGCUUUCAUGGCAUCACGGUCACGACGGAACUUGAAACCAAGGUUGACUAUGAGAAGACUUAA